Messenger RNA from Drosophila grimshawi, 1893 nucleotides. Its product is annotated as trichohyalin. The transcript has a single exon. Bases 69 to 1676 code for a protein of 535 amino acids. Lineage: Eukaryota; Metazoa; Arthropoda; Insecta; Diptera; Drosophilidae. The record is from RefSeq and is a predicted model, not a curated record.
AAAUUGACAAUCUGAUUGUGCUGCGUAUAUUUUUCUAUUUAUUAAUUUGGCAACAUUCCCAUUGAGAAAUGCAGAAUCAUGGCAAGGGUGCCGAACACUUUUGGUUCAUGCAACUCACAGACCGGAAGAGUCUUCACACACAGAUUGGAUUGCUUGUGAAGAAGGCGCAGGAGACGGCUAGCGAGGAUCUGCAGGAUCGCUGCCGCCGACUGAAGACGCUGCUCGACGAGGAGGACAAGGGAUUUGAGCAGGAGUUUGCCAGCAAGGUGAGGAAUCGCCUCGACGAGAACAUCCGUUUGCGUCAGGAGCAACUGCACGAGAUCAAGGAGCAGCGCGAUCAGCGCCAUAAGAAGUUCGUCGACAUGAAGCGAGUGCAACAGUUAAUGGUAAAUUGCUAUGAGAUUCGCGAGGCGUUGCGCCAAAAGGAUUGCAACGAGACCAAACUGUGCCAGGAGCAACAGAUGCAGGAGAAUCUGCGCAAGAAGCGACGCGAAUGCGAAAGGGACAACUAUUGGCUGAAGCUGAACGAAAGGCGCUGGGCAGACUACGAUCGUCAGCAGAACUGUGAGAUGCACACACGCGAACAGGUACAGGAGCAGAUCUGUCAGGUGCUGCAAGUGCAGCUGGCCGAGCAUGAAGAGAAGCGACAGCAGGAGCGCGAGGAGAAGCGUCUCGAUACGAUCAAGGUAGACAAAUUGAUUGAGGAAUUGCGUCUGGAGGAAUUCGACGAAAAACAUCGGGCAGCCAACAAGGAUAAGGAGAAAUACCGUGACGAACUGCUCGAGGAUAUUAGACGGCACAAGUGUGAAAAGCUCGCCGAAUGGACGGCGGACAAGGCGGAACAUGAGGAAUUCAUGCGGGAAACACAACAUCUCGAGGCCGGGGCCAAGAAGCGCAUCUGGUGCACCAAGAGGGAGCUGUGCCGUGCCACACACGAGUACAUCGCCUAUGUGCGACGGAUGCGCAACCUGGAGCUGGGCAUCGAGAAGAUGAUGAACGAUCGCAUCGAUGAUCUCUACCACGUGGACACCUGUUGCAAGAACAACAUUGCCGAGCAGACACGCCUCAAGGGCCUGCAAGCGGCACGCUGCCAUGCACAGCUCAAGCAGCAGAUCUGUGAGGAAAUCGAACGCAAGAUGCGACUGGAGGCCGAGCACCGUGAGAAUGGAAUUAUCGAGAAUCGAUUUGUGCAUCCACCAGUCACACGGGAAAUGAUCCUCUGCAAGUACGCAAAAAAUCGCGCCGAUUUAGACACCCAAAUCGUUGAGAUGAAACGCAUUCGGGCCGAGGAGGAGAAGGCUUUCGAGCAGAAACUGCUGAAGGCCGUCGAUGAUCCAGAGAUUUGCAUUCAGUUAGCAGCCCAGUACAUGGAAAAUGGCACAGACUAUCUGCCAUCGCAUCCCAACUGGAAGAUCCAUGCCUGCCCCAAAAACAAGUAUGUGCCCAAGGCGCCCAUGGACCAGCAGCAAUUCGAUGCACUAAUUGCAAGUGCGGGCAUUGACAAGUGUCCAUGCCCAGCGGCUGCUCGCCACGAUUGCGCCCUUAUGAAUCAGGUGUGCCCCAAUGCACCACCGAAAGCACCAGCAAAGAAAUUAGAAACCGGAGCCGGGGACAGCGAACCUCAGACCCAUAAAGAUUCAUUCAAAAGCUGCUUGUGCAAGCCACAUUUUGCAUAAAAAAAAUUGUGUUUUAAGACUAGCUUUGAAUCAGAAAAAAAUACUUGUUUAUUGUUAGUAUUGUAUCUAAUUCCUAUAGAUAAUUAGUCUUAGCUACUGAUGUAUAUAAAAAAUUAUUUCAUCCAGCACUUCAAAAUAAUGUGCGUCAAAUACAAAAAUUAUGUGCUGCAAUUAUUUGUAACUGGUAGAAGGAAUUAAUGAUAAUAAAAUAAUAAGU